AUGAGAGUUGCAUUGCUGAACGAUCCAUCUGCUGAAGAUUUAUCCAAGCAAUUGUUGACUAUCGGUAAUGGUCAUGUUCCUGUCGACGAAUCGAGCGGAUUUAUUUUAUUUCCUCGGAAUUUUUGCAAUUUCGUUGCAUCGAAAGCUGAGCUCAUCAACAAAGUGUUCCCGAACAUUAUUUAUAACCACAAAAAUUACAAAUGGUUUAGUGAGCGAGCCAUUUUGGCGGCUAAGAACAAAGAUGUGGAUGACUUAAACUUCGUAAUUCAGAAUCAAAUCGUUGUUACUCUACAUUCAUUCAAAUCUAUUGACUGUGUAACAAACGAAGACGAAGUCGCCAACUAUCCAUCUGAAUUUUUAAACUCCUUGGAUGUGCCUGGCUUACCACCGCACAAUUUAUAG
Molecule: messenger RNA, 402 nt
Organism: Argiope bruennichi
Lineage: Eukaryota; Metazoa; Arthropoda; Arachnida; Araneae; Araneidae
Exons: 1
Coding region: 1-402 (133 amino acids)
Source: RefSeq, a predicted model, not a curated record